This is a messenger RNA of Ectocarpus sp. CCAP 1310/34, 1151 nucleotides long. NCBI's taxonomy places the organism in Eukaryota, Phaeophyceae, Ectocarpales, Ectocarpaceae. The record is from the annotation of a GenBank genome assembly.
CUCUGCCUGUCAGAGUACCAGCCAGCUUGCUCAGUAACCGAGGUAGGCAGGGCGAGCGAGAGGAACAGACAGACAAACACGUGCCCCUUCAUUUUUUCAUGGCACAGCCAUCGCGAACCGCGGUGCUGGGACUGUACAAGGGGCUACGGCGCCAGGGGGCGCUGCUGAUGGACUACAACUACAGGGAGUACGCUUUGAGGAGGGCGAGAAGAGGGUUCGAGUUAGCUAGAGGGUUUGCACCGGAGGAGGCGGAGGCAGCCUUCAAGAAGGGGCAGCGAGAGCUCGAGAUCGUGAGGAGACAAGCGGCGAUCAGCCAGCUCUACCCCCACCAGAUAUCGGUGAUGGAAACAAUGACACCGCCGUAGCCUCCUUGCUCCCAAAGGGGACAAAGAAAUUCGACCCACAAUGCGGAGCCUCUCCUUGGGCUGGGCGGGCCGGGCAGCCAUGCUACACGUGUUCACCUAAGCUAGCCUGGAGAAUGCCCAUGUCCAAAUACAUUGGGAGACCCUCAGCCACAGGCGUCUUGGCCUGAUGGAGCUUCAGUUGCAACUUCGUCGAGCUUCAGGCUCAUGUUUUUGCAGCUCUUGUUUUGGAGGGCCCGGAUUCCAUACAGCAGUACUUCUCUCGUACACGGAUGAACGUAGGGAUGUUUGUUCUUUUCAGCGAACACGAAAGGGGCAGGAAACUAUUGCUGGGGAGGGAGGGAGGGGUUGCCCGAUGAUAGGGUUCGUUUUCGAUAUCUUGGUGUUCCUUUAUGUAGGCAGACGCACAUGUAGCUGGCGCUCUGCUGCAGUAGGCCCGCUGCCAUUUUGGGGGGGGAAAUCAUGGUUCGCUUGCCAGUGACACUGCGAUACAUCCCAACAAAUCGAAUCUCACAUUUACAUUUCUGUGUAAUCUGAUCCCAACUAGAACUAAGAACAACAGUAAGGACGUACCCUACGAACCGGAGAGGGAGCCUGAUUUGUGGCGGCACCGCUGCUUCAUGUCUUUUUCACCCGGAUAUCCUCGUGUUGGGCCAAGCAUUAAGCGUCGUUCGAACGAUGCCGUUGGAUAGGUACCCAAGGCACGAACAACGGAAUCCCCCUUCAUUUCACAGGAAGGGGUUUGUUUUGUCUCCCAUCAUUGGGCUCUGUCGUCUGCCCCUCUGGCCC